Molecule: messenger RNA, 1942 nt
Organism: Aspergillus candidus
Lineage: Eukaryota; Fungi; Ascomycota; Eurotiomycetes; Eurotiales; Aspergillaceae
Product: putative clock controled protein (Ccg-8)
Exons: 2
Coding region: 150-1661 (503 amino acids)
Biological process (GO): endoplasmic reticulum unfolded protein response; regulation of transcription by RNA polymerase II; phospholipid biosynthetic process
Cellular component (GO): endoplasmic reticulum; nucleus
Molecular function (GO): transcription corepressor activity
Source: RefSeq, a predicted model, not a curated record
CGCUGUUCAUCACAACUUACGGUUGAACUGACUCGUCUCCAUCUAUCCUCCUUGGGGCGACAAUUACUUACUAUCUCUCUCUAUCUCACGGUCUGAACUUUCAUCUAUCUUCCCACUAGUGGCCCUCUCGGGUCAGAGGUCUGUCGGUCAUGGACCACUUCAAACGUCCAGACGGCAUCUCUGCCCCGAACGCCUCCAAUCCCACCACGAUCGUCCCACGCGCCACUGGCCCUCUCCCUUCAUACCCUACUUCUACUUCUACACUCUCCUCCGCCUCGUCGAUCGCUCCUGCGAUCCCCGCUUUCCCUUUGACUUCUUCUUCUUCUUCUUCUUCUUCCCUUCAUCAUGCCCCUGCCCCAAUGAUGGAGAUUGAUAAACACUCCCUGGCGGAAGAUCGUUCUCGUCGAGCUACCAGUGUCCUCUCCAUGGAUGACCUUGAAGCUGCCCAAGCUUUAGAGGGCCUUCGUUCCGACUACGGUCACUCCCGUACCCCCUCCCACACUCAAUCCCUCAGUCCCGAAUCUCAACCCCAAUCCGAACCCCUCAUCUCCCUCUUGACCUCCACCCAUCCCCUGAUCUCCUCCGCCAUUCACGGUUCCGUUUCCGCGUACACCACCUCCAAGUCGUACUCCCCCCGUUUCAAGUCGAGCGCCGAGUUCAUCGAGCGCAACAUCGGCUCUCCCGUCGCCAACACCGUAGGCUCCGUCGGCCGGAAGACCGGAGUUGAGAGCGGUCUUCGCUGGGCCCUCCAGCGCAAACCCUCGGAGCGCGAUUCGAAGCGGUCAAAACGUCGCAAGGUGGGCGGCGAGAACCACCCGACUACGGAUCCGGACGUGGAGAAGGGUCCCGACGACGCGUUGGACGAGCCGCUCCGCAGCCCGUCCGAGAUGUCCACGGCAGAGACCCUCCCACCGUACGAUGACCUGAGAUCCCCCAAUUAUGAGGAGAUCGGCCGGGACCAUCCCUCCCAGCGGAAUCCGACCUGGCAGAGCCGACUGGUGAUCUCCACGUCGGGACUGGGGGUUGCGAUGAGCGAGGAGUCGCUGCGCAGCCUGCAGUACUGCCUGACGUGGCUGCGAUGGGCUAACGGACGACUGGGGAAGGCCAUCCAAGCGCUGCAGGCGGCUCUGAAGGAGUGGGACGCGGUGCGGCAGGAGAGCGGCGACGGCCAGAACCAUACCCUGUUGACCCAGCGCAUCCAGGCCGUCAAGGCCGAUGUCCUACAGACCUUGAAACAGGUCGUGGAGAUUGUGUCCAAGUACGCCGGUGGCGCCCUCCCCGACAAUGCGCGCAACCUGGUCCGUCGACACCUGACCUCCCUGCCCCAUCGCUUCCAGGUGGCGUCGAACUCCCACCCACCGCCCGACUCCAUGGAGGCCUCGUCCGACGACACCCUCGGGGCGCACCGCAUCCUCGUCUUGGCCCAGGAGGGUCUCGACAUGAUGGGUCAGGUCAGCGGCGUCGUCAACGACACGCUGGUCAGCGCGGAGCACUGGUGCGAUCGUCUGGGCCGGAGACGCCCGGACACGAAGACCCCGGACACCGUGGAACAGCCUGCCUCGAAUGGGACAUUCCCGGCCGAUGUGAAGCCGCCGAUCACCGAGCCGCAGAUCUCUGAGCCACAGGAUCUCCCGAUGACGGGGACGGAUGAGAAGGUUUAGCCUUAUCUAUGGGCUACGACGGCAUUCAGUCGCUUGCGUCGCAAUCAUUUCGGAGUACAGAGUUGUUCCUCGUUCGACAUAUUCACCCUACCCCCCUCCCCUCCCCCCCUCCCAUACCCCCACUCCCUUGUUAUUCCCUACCCUUGAUGAUUUUUACAGCCUGAUUGAUAUCCGCAUGUAUAUGGGACAGGAAGACCGGAAGGCGUUUCCUUUGGCUUAUGAUGAUUGAUUAAUUUGAUACCUCGUUUGAUGACAGCAGACCCACUACCUCUGAAUGUCAC